Molecule: messenger RNA, 792 nt
Organism: Colletotrichum abscissum
Lineage: Eukaryota; Fungi; Ascomycota; Sordariomycetes; Glomerellales; Glomerellaceae
Exons: 1
Coding region: 1-792 (263 amino acids)
Source: RefSeq, a predicted model, not a curated record
AUGGAGGAGCAACCACAAGCACAAGAUCUCAGUGGGCUAUCACCAAACUUCCGCAGCGCGUUGCAAGAUCUCACCCACGAAUGGGGCUUCGUCGUCGUCCGCACCGCUUACGCCGCCGAUGAUGACGAAGCGCAAUGGGCCGUCGCGUUGGAGAAACUGCGAGCCUACGCCGCCCCGGCCGACGACCACCGCGCCGAGACGGCCCCGGAUACCUUUGCACUGCCCGUCAUAGCCAACUACAGCGUCUUGAGCGGCGCCGAUUACGCCUCCGUGCGCAAAGCUUUCAAUGGGUGGGUUGACAAUUUCGUUCGCCGCAAGAGGUCGUCGAACGACGACGAUGAUGAUAAUGAUGAUGACGACGACGACGACGAGGAUGAACAGUGGCCGUCCGACGUUCGCCGCGACGUCUUCAUUGUCAUCGACGAGCCAGCGCUCACUUCGCUUCUCAAUGCGCCAGUCUUCACCUUCGGCAAGGCCCCAAACCUCGACCUGGAGCCAUGGGUCGUCGCAGUCGACGCCAAGGACUCGGCGAGCGUGCCGUACGGUGGGGGAGGGCCGUACAUGGGCUUCACGAGGUCUCGCGCCCGCGUUCUGGGCCAGCUGUGGGAGGACCUCGGCGCGCGGUCUUUGGCGCGAUUGACUCCCGUUCGAGAGUACGACGGCCAGAUCCCGCUCUAUGACGGUUCUUCGCGGGGUAAGCUCGUCGAUCCUGCUGGCGGGCUGGAGUGGCGGUUCAAGUUCCCACGGGGCACGCCGCGAGGAGCGUACGGCGCAAGGGCCAUGGUAGAAUGA